AUGGAUUCCGGGAAAACACUGUUGUUAUGGAAUGUGGUAAUGGAUUGUGGUUGGGGGGAGUUGCGUGGAGGGGGAAGAAGCAGAUGGUGGUGGCCUCGUGUACCUACCUACCUCGCUCCACCAUGUGGUUUGCGAGGAUAUCGAUGUGCAUAA
Sphenostylis stenocarpa is the source of this 153-nucleotide messenger RNA. NCBI's taxonomy places the organism in Eukaryota, Viridiplantae, Streptophyta, Magnoliopsida, Fabales, Fabaceae. The record is from the annotation of a GenBank genome assembly.